UCGGACAUCGCUAGCAGACGCGGUGUAAGCACAAGAAAGGGGGGGCUGAUCUCAGGAGCGUGUUAUCAUCACACACCACAGGAAUGAAGCAAACCAAACGGAUGCUUAACAUACAGUUAUUUUGCAUAACUUUGUUUUAUUAUCUAAACCCGCGUUUCUUUGUUUCUCACUGACUGGGUAGGGAAAGUUUCAUAUCUGAGGAGGAAUACCUGCCAACUAACGGAACGCAUCAUCCGCAAACCGUCACACCUUCGCCUCAGUAUUUGAGAGCGUUGAGGAGAUCGCAUCUGCUUUCGGACUGUAUUUUCUUCUUUUGUUUCUUUUUGGGGUGAGGGUCAAGUCCCUUGAAGUACGUAUAUUUUUCUUUUACAAAAUGAGUGUGGAUCCCUAGUUCUGUGCCCCGGUUUUCAGUAGGUUUGUGCGGAUCGUUUUGUGAAGUAGUUUUAGUUCCCUUAGACUGUUGUGCUGUUUCAUUUGUCUCUUUCUUGGAUGCUGGAAUUUAAGACUGACAGUCCCGUUCUCUCCUCAUGCCCAUGAAAACAACUCUCGGAUGGUAAGGAUUCCAGAGAAUGGUAAAUGAUCGAUGGAAAAUCAUGAACAGUGUUUCAGAACUCGAGGAUGGUCAGCAGCAUAAAUCGCAGGACUGUUUCCAGAACCUGGGAGAGUACAAGGCCGGCUGUGCACAAAGGCUGAUUCUAAAAAGUGGGGCAAUUCCAUCUUUGCAAGUACAUUCUGGCGCUUCUGACUCUCAGACACAGCCUAGGAUGAGCUGUAGCUAUCUCCUAUGCACCAUCCUGCUCUUUGUUGCAGUGUUACUGGCUGUCACGGUAACCGGGAUCAUCCUUCUGAUGAACCAUUACCAAGCGCCCAGCGGCCCCGAUGGCCCCCCUCUCAUCAGCACUAACCAGGAUGAGGCUAAUGCCCUGGUAACCAUCGAGAGAGGCGACGGUUCCCGCAUUAACAUCUUCAUUGACCCCAACUGCCCCGACUACAACAAUAACUUCCUGCGUCUGGAGGGCGUGCAAACCUCACUGCUGCACUCUCUCACCGACCACGACACUGAUCUGAAGUCAGUGAAAGGGCAGGACCGGGCUCUGCUUGUUAAACUGGCUGAGGAGGUGGCCAAACUGUCCGCCCAUGCCAGUCAGCUGAAGAUGGAGUACAACGCUCUGAGACAAGGCCAGGGCAACAUUGGACAGGAGCUCAGCACUCUGCAGACCGAACAGGGCAGGCUUAUCCAGCUGCUUUCAGAGAGUCAGAUCAACAUGGUGAAAGUGGUGAACUCUGUGAGCGACGCGCUCAGCUCCAUGCAGAAGGAAACCGGAAACAUCAAGAGCCGUCUCAAGGCAGAUCUGCAGAGGGCUCCGGUGCGCGGCGUCCGGCCCAAGGGCUGCGCCGGUGGAGAGGGUUCCAGACCCAGGGACUGCAGUGACAUCUAUGCCAGCGGGCAAAGAGAGGAUGGUAUCUACUCCGUGUUCCCCACACAUUACCCAGCAGGCUUCCAGGUCUUCUGUGACAUGACUACUGAUGGAGGCGGAUGGACGGUGAUUCAACGCAGAGAAGAUGGCUCUGUUAACUUUUUCCGUGACUGGGAAGCCUAUCGUGAAGGAUUUGGCAAGAUAACAGGAGAGCAUUGGCUUGGCAUGAAACGAAUCCAUGCACUUACCAUUCAAGCCAACUACGAGCUAAGGAUUGACCUGGAGGACUUUGAGAACAGUACCUCCUUUGCGCAGUACGGCUCUUUUGGAGUGGGUUUGUUCUCUGUUGACCCAGACGAGGAUGGCUACCCACUGAGCAUCGCGGACUACUCCGGCACUGCAGGCGACUCGCUGCUCAAACACAACGGGAUGAAAUUCACCACUAAGGACAAGGACAACGACCACUCUGAGAAUAACUGUGCGUCCUUCUACCACGGCGCCUGGUGGUACCGCAACUGCCACACUUCCAACCUCAACGGACAGUACCUGCGCGGCCAGCACACCUCGUACGCCGACGGCAUCGAGUGGUCGUCCUGGACGGGCUGGCAGUACUCGCUGAAGUUCACCGAGAUGAAGAUCAGGCCCACCAAGGAGGAGAAUAAAUGAGCGAGAACUAGAAAACUUGACUAGAACAACUCAAAAGAUGGCUGUAGGUGUUAGAGACACUCGGUGCAGAAACGCAAGAACUUUAUAGCGACAACCUCUUUCUCAUGUUUCUGUUUCUAUCCAUCUUUCAAUCCCCGUUUUCCCACCAUCUUGUAGUGUUCGUGCUAAUGCCCAGUGGGCUGUUGUUUUUUCUCUUGAUCUGCUGUUCUACAUCUCUGAAUAUUAUUAUGACGAAACAUUGCAGGUAUUGUCAAAAAUGUACUAAUGAAAAAAAAAUCAGUAGUUGUUGUGUAAAAAAAAAACAGAAAAGAAAAAAGAAAAACAAAAAAACUUCUGUAGCUGUGAAAUUUAGCAAGAAUGUGUAGCUUUUCAUAAAAAAUAAAGACUUUUAACUCUUCUCAAACAUC
Molecule: messenger RNA, 2491 nt
Organism: Rhinichthys klamathensis goyatoka
Lineage: Eukaryota; Metazoa; Chordata; Actinopteri; Cypriniformes; Leuciscidae
Gene: fibcd1a
Product: fibrinogen C domain containing 1a
Exons: 8
Coding region: 570-2084 (504 amino acids)
Source: RefSeq, a predicted model, not a curated record